Melanotaenia boesemani (Boeseman's rainbowfish) is the source of this 2627-nucleotide messenger RNA. RefSeq names its product cell surface glycoprotein 1-like. The transcript has 2 exons. Lineage: Eukaryota; Metazoa; Chordata; Actinopteri; Atheriniformes; Melanotaeniidae. Bases 48 to 2159 code for a protein of 703 amino acids. The record is from RefSeq and is a predicted model, not a curated record.
CCUCACAUGAGCCUCAAUCCAGUUCAGACUCAACACCUGGACAGAAAAUGAAAUCCGAUCAAACUAAUACACCUUCUGAUAAGAAGCCUAAAUCCAGCCUGAAAAUCCCCAAAAUGAACCCAACACCUGGCCCUGGCCAAGAGCCAGAAUCGGAGCGGAGUGAAACAGCUACACUUCAACCUAACGAAACGCCUCUAACUGAGACAGUGAAUGAAUUUGAUGAAAAUUACACACAUGAGCCCAAAUCUGAUCCAGACUCAACACAUGGACAAAAAAUGAAAUCUGAUCAAAUAAAUACACCUCCUGAUCAAAGGUCUGAAUCCAGUAAGAAAAGCCCUAAAAUUUACCAGAAACCUAAACCUGGUCAAGAGCUAGAAUCAGAGAGGAGUGAAACAUCUACAUCCAAACCUAACCAAAACCAAAACCCUGUAACUGUGUCAGUGAAUAAAUCUGACAAAAAUCCUUUACAUAAAUCAAAAUCCAACCAGGACUCAGUACGUGGACAGACACCUGAACCUGAUCGAGAUAAAACACCAUCUGAUCAAAGGCCUAAACUGAGUUGGAACAUCCCUAAAAUUAAUCAAAAACCUAAACCUGGUCAAGCAUUUAAACCAAACCGAAAACCAAAGCCCCCCCCUCGAUACAGACCACAAACCAGACCAACAGUUAAGCCAGGACCAAAACCAGCAGUGCAACCAAAGCUGAGUCAGAUAACAAAAACACAUUCAGAUCCACCUCAAAUCAGCUGGACAGCUUCAAACAGCAUUCAAAACUCUCAAACGGACAUGCCACCUACAUCUGGGCUCAUAAAACAGAUUGCUGAAGUGACUCAUUCCCCAAGGGAAACAGAGUUCAGUGCCAGCAUGAGGAAAAGCAUUACUCUCGGUCCAAAGACCUCCAACAGGCUGGAAACUGGACCCAAUCCUCACAGGCUUACAGAAGACUUCACAUUGAGCCCAAACAGCAGGAUUAUGUCUGAUCUGAGGCCACAAACAACCGGUCAGCCAUCAUCGAUCCAAAUGACAACAAGACCAAACAAAAUCAACCGUGGGAUCCUCCAAAGUGUUAUCACUAGCACAAGUCCAGGAUCCACACAUUCAAGUCUAGUUGCCAAAUCUGAAACCAGAAUGCAGGCUAACAUACUUCAUAAUGUGGAGGAAACCAGGCCUGCAACAUCAGUUCCUUCCCCCAGCUCCCAAACUACCUCCACACUCAGCCCUGACUUUGGGUCAACGACCCCUGUAACCUCUGGGCCCAAGACCCCGGCCGCAGAGCUGUCCACCCCCAGUACACGAGAGCUGCGUGUCAAAAUCAACCAGGUGGCUGCUUUCCUCAACAACAGUCUGAGUCCAAAUGGGAGAACAGCAGACAGGUUUCUAAAAGAGCAGCCCAAGGGCACGCUGGGAGGAAACAGGCCUGACAAGACGGACCUUAAACUGCCAACAUCUGAACCAUCUAAAGUGAGGAGGGACUGCUCAGACCACCUGCUCAGAGGAGAAACAAAAAGCGGAGUUUACCUAGUGACCCCCGACCUCCGCAGCAGAGGCUUCGCGGUGUUCUGUGACAUGAAGCGGGAUGGUGGAGGAUGGACCCUCCUGCAACGCCGACAGGACGGUAGUGUGAGCUUCAACCGCACCUGGGCGGAAUACCAAUCCGGCUUCGGAGAGCUGGACCGAGAGUUCUGGUUGGGAAACAAUAUGAUCCACCUGCUGACCCGCGACAGGGACAUGGUGCUGCGGGUGGAGCUGGAGGAUUUCGAUGGAGUGAAGGAAUAUGCGCAGUAUGCGCAGUUCAGAGUGGCAGGUGAGCGGCUGCGUUACAGACUGACAGUAGGCGGUUACUCGGGCACCGCAGGCGAUGCUUUGCGCUUCAACAAAAUGUACGACCACAACAACAGGGCGUUCACCACUCCGGACAAGGACCACGAUCGCUAUCCAUCCGGGAACUGCGGGGCUUAUUACAGCUCCGGCUGGUGGUUUGACGCCUGCAUGGCAGCGAACCUCAAUGGAAGAUAUUACUUUGGAAAGUACAAAGGAGUCCGGGAUGGGAUCUUCUGGGGCACGUGGCACAACAUAUCAAAAGAGUAUUACCCCACUAAUGACAGACAGUCUUUUAAGACAGUCAGAAUGAUGAUCAGGCCUAAAGACUUUGCACCAUGAGCUGUGACAAUGUUCCAUGUCACGUUGGAAAACAAGCAACAAAGACUUCAAUUCAACUAUAAGACUUUAAUAUACUCGUGACAAGUUUUAAUAAGGCUUAGGCCAUUGUACUCCCCAUUUACUCUGUGUUAUUAGCACAAUGCUGCCGCCUUGUGGUGAUAAAUUCUACAAUAUUAUGUUGUUUACAGGAAGACAAUAACUGAGAAUGUACAUAGUUACAAAGAGUCAAGUCCUGGUUAUAUUAUAUCUUUUUUUUUUAUCGUUAUUGAAAAUAUAUUUUUGUCAAAAGCAGGGGAAUUUGUGACAAGCUAUUUUUCUAGCUAUCACUGAAUGGAUCUGACGGGUAGCCUAUAUAGAAAGAAUUUUUAUUUUAACUACAAGGCCAGUUGAUGGUUGGCUCAAUGUUUUUUUUUUAUAUGUUUUAUAAUAAAGUUUGUUUGAUGAAGAUAACUUAAAUAAAUGUAGCCU